UCUGGCUUAUUUCGCAUUUUUCGACACAUGUUCUUCUUAACUUUUAUUUUAAUUUAUAUUGAUAAAUAUAUAUAAUAAGUUUUUUUUACACAGUUUACAUAAAUUCAUAAAUAUUUGACAAAAUCGUAUAUACCCGCUUUAUGAAGCCUCGGAAGGACUUCAUACAAACUUCAUACAUUUCUUGCAUUUGGCGAGCAUUAACAUUUUAAGAUUGCCAUGGAGAAAGACAUUAACGUAAGUUAUUGAUAUAAAGUUAUUUAUUAGUCUUUGACAUGAGAUGACUAUACAUAAUGCACUGACUGAACUACAUGUGUGUGCAAAUAUUACUACAUGUUUGUGCAAAUAUUACCGCUACGCUCUAUCGCCCCUCGUUGAACGGCGUAUCAUUCAACGCAUACUAGGCGUGUUGUAGGUUUAAAACGUGGAACGUCGAUUAAAGGGACGGUUCACAAUUAACAACUGGAAUAACUGCUUUAAAUGACAUUUGACAAAAAUAAAUUAGAAAAACAUAUCACAUCUAUGUUAACGUGGCCCUGCUUUGGUAAAAUAAUAACUUAUAUAAUAAUAAUGCAUUUUUUGCGUGAAAAAAAAACAACAAGAACAGUUGGGACAGUUAGUAUAUCUACCUUUAUGCCAUGUAUGCAAUGCAAUCGUCAAAACUAAUGUGCUUUAAACACUUGAAAAAAUGGCGCACCUGUUAAAUAUGACACAAAUUGAAGAAGACAACAAAUGUUUCUUAUUACUUUUUUUUACCAUCCUCUUAAUUCAUUAGACAUACACUUAUCGUAUAUGUCUACCUGUGUUGUUAUUUCAUCAGGAGAUGUAAUGAGUAUACUCCAUUAAAGUUGGUAUUUACCAAGUUAUGUGUGUUAAGUGUUUUUUUUACGGACAUCGAACAUUAAGUCAGUCGAGACAUGUUUUAGGUCAUUAAUUCGUUUAAGAGAAAUUAUGAGUUUGUUUUUGAACUUGAGUUUUGGCUAAAUUGAUGUAUUAUCGAUAGUAUCGUGAUAAACCCGUAAUCUUGGACCAAAUAAUUGUAAUGUUUUUUAAGUGUGCUAGUUUUUUUAAAACGGAUGGGUGAUGUUCGUGGAGUAUGGCCGUUAUUUCAGUCAGUAAGGUACGUUGACGAUCCGCAGACUGUGUUAGACCAGAAGAUUCAGCUUGGGAGGGAGUUCAGGCCAUCAAAACACAGGAAGGUCACAUUAAAACUGAACAAUUUGCAAAUCUAAGCCAGUGUUAUCAAACUGAGCUCACUUCCAAAUCUAGGACAGCUUAUGAAAACUUUAAAAUGUGAGACAGUUCUGAAAAAAAACAAAAACAACUUCCAGAUAUAAAAGAGUUCGUUCAGCCAAGAAACAUGGUAAAUGUGUGACAGUUUUAUGAAAACAAUUUAAACUUCCAAUUCGUGGACAGAUUUUUGAACACUAAGACAUUUUUCAAAUCUAGAAGAUUCCUAAGCAAACUUGCAAACAUUUUAAAUCUCGACCAGAAAUGUCUUCAGAUGAACGUCAAGUCGCAAAAUGCCUGUCAAAGAGGAAAAACGUCCCGGUUUCGAAAAGUGACCUUGCGUCGAAAACGUCAACAAAAGCCAAGGCCGACAGCACUACACAGCCAACAAAACCUAAACAAAAGCGUCGACGCGAAAAGAACCUUGAUCCAUGCCCGCCAGAGACCCCACUUCCGCCCUGCCGCGUGUGUGAUGAGAUAGCUUCCGGUUACCAUUAUGGAGUGAACUCAUGCGAAGCAUGCAAGGCUUUCUACAAAAGAACGCUCAAGAAGGUAGAAGUAAAUUACAAGUGUAAAUGUACCCCAGAUGAAGCGGCUGCCUGGAAAACUGGGCCACAGAGCAAUGGAUGUCCGUCAUGUAGAUACGAGAGAUGUCUGACUGUUGGAAUGUCUCGCAACGCAAUGAAAAUUGGUCGAUACACGCUAGAACAUAAAUCUGAGAACAUUCGCGAGGUGACAAAAGCAAGAGUCGAAGAUUCAGAAACAAUUGCAACUCCGUCGAGAUCUUCAAGCAAUCUCACAGAUAUGGAGCAACCAGCACCACAGCCAUCUUCGCCAAUCUCAAUUGAAGACAUUAUUAUCAAAUCGUUUUCAUUCGCGCUUUCACCGGAUAAUUUAUACGAUGAUGAUCUCCAAAUCAGCGAUACUGAAGAAUCAUGCGUUAACAAUUUUAUGAUACAAGGAACCGACUUGGCAGGCACUGAUACAAGCGGCUUGGAAUCAAAGCCAGGACCUUCACUGAAGGAAAUGGAACAAAUUGUAAAGAUUCUUACAAAAGCAAACAAAGAAACUUCUGAGGAGUUGGCUAUAUCUCAAGAAGAAAUCCAAAGGGUCCAUACAAGUGUUUUGGAGAAUUAUCAACUGAAGUCACAAGUAUUUGGAUUAAUGAAACCAAUCUCAAUCCAGGAAUACUUGGAAUUUUACAAGUCAACAGGUAUAGAUGUAGACGGCCGGGGUGAAGAACUCAUUACAGCCAUACUGCAUUUCCAGAAAAAGAUUGUCGAAAGUGUUAAGUUUGCGAAAACCAUUCCGGGAUUCAGGCAGCUUUGUCCAGACGAUCAAGCCAGUCUGCUGAAGGCUUCUCGAGUGGACAUAGACAUUAUUUGUACGUACAAAUAUAUGUACCACUGUCACAACGUGGAACGCCAGGUUAUAAUAACUCCCUGGGGCGGGAAAUAUCACAUUGACGAGCUCGAAAAGGUUUUUCCUCGUGACCUCGUGCUAGGACGAAACAAAGCCGUGCGAAGCCUCUACGAGCUUGGCCUGUCAGAACACGAGGAGGCAGUGGUAAAGGCGUUCGUAGUUAUGUCUCCAGAUCGAUGCGAGCUGAGGGAACCCGAAAAAGUGCAAGAAUCUCAAGAUAAGCUGCUUUCCUGCUUGCGUCAUUUGUUUAACAUUCGUCCGGGCGGGACGGGAACCAGACUUUACAAAUUAUUUGAUAUUCUUACUUACUUCCGGUCUUUGUUCGAGCGGGAAACAGAGUUUGUAAAGACUGUGAAAGUCCAUGCGCCAGACUAUCUCUAUGACGACAAGUUCGCGCUUAUAAGAGAGUUUGUCCUGUAGCCCCAUCGAUAGAUUCGCCGUUUUAGACAGUUUGAUCAAUAACUUCAACAACAGACUUGUUCAUCUUAUACUGUUAAUUGGGAUUUUAGAAUCUUUUGUUUAGUUCCAACGAUAUACUCGGCCUGCUAAAGAAUAUAAAAUACAGCUUCAAAUAUAGACUCAUAACUUUAGAGACAUUUGUAAUUAUAACAGCUUCAAAUAUACCGAAAUUACUUAAGUUUUCGAACAGUCCUGAGUUUUCGGACAACAUCUUCUAGAAAAAAAUCGCGAAUCUUAUUGUCGGACACCCGGGUUUUACUAUAAUAAUAAUAAUAUAAUAAUAAUAAUAAUAAUAAUAAUCUCUUUAUUUUCCGAAGGUAACUCAUUAAGACAACACAUUGAUACAAAGUCAUGCAGACAGUUUAACAAUGGCAAUCUUAUUUUCAAUGAGGCCUUCAAACAACUAUGGUAUGUGUAAUGCAUUUCUAUAGUAUAAUGCAAACAUGUAGACUUUGACGGACAUAAGAGUACUGUAACAGUGUAAUAGAAGUGUCAUAAAAAGCAAGUAUAUUAUAUGACUUCU
Molecule: messenger RNA, 3631 nt
Organism: Dreissena polymorpha
Lineage: Eukaryota; Metazoa; Mollusca; Bivalvia; Myida; Dreissenidae
Product: nuclear receptor ROR-alpha A-like
Exons: 11
Coding region: 1492-3069 (525 amino acids)
Biological process (GO): regulation of DNA-templated transcription
Molecular function (GO): zinc ion binding; DNA-binding transcription factor activity; sequence-specific DNA binding
Source: RefSeq, a predicted model, not a curated record